Rhodotorula toruloides NP11 is the source of this 1320-nucleotide messenger RNA. RefSeq names its product zinc finger, C3HC4 RING-type protein. The transcript has 7 exons. The coding region runs from base 1 to 1320 and encodes 439 amino acids. The record is from RefSeq and is a predicted model, not a curated record. Lineage: Eukaryota; Fungi; Basidiomycota; Microbotryomycetes; Sporidiobolales; Sporidiobolaceae.
AUGAGCUCAGAGACUGCACCGCUUCCGCCUGAAGCCAGCCACACCGCGCCCGAAGCCUCCGACACCUCACACACCUUCCCUCCCCACCCUCACGACGACUCGGAUGUCCCGCCCGUACUGCCUCGCGAUGCGCCGCAAGUGACCGUGGUCGGCUUGACGCCGGCGCUGCAGAUGAGGCUGAGCCUUCUCAGGCGGCUUUGGCUGGCGAGUGUUGAGAUGCAGGGCGUGCGGCGACGACGACUCCUGUUCUUCGGGGUCAUAGGACUCGCCCAGCUCGUCGCCUGGAUCGUUAUUCUCGCGAUGCACUACCACGACCCCUGCGACAAGCCUCUCGCGCCGUACCUGGUCAUGGUAACCGUGCGCAUCUUUGUCGCCUUCCCUCUCUCCUUCUACAACGCCGUCACGCCUCGCCUUCCUACCCGCCGCGACAAUGACACAACACGAGCGGUGCUCGAAGCGAACCGGCGAAUUGGCUCGCCAAUUCUCGACCGCCGAGUCCGCUGGGCAGGGGACCUAGUCUCAAUCCUCGGCUUGGUUCUCCUCGUCGCGGGCUCCUUCUGGCUGGGCUCCUCGAAGACCUGCCAGAUGACGGCGCCGGCGUUGUACAAGUCGGCGGUUGCGGCUCUUAUCUUGUCGUGGUUGUGGAUGGCGGAGCUCGCCAUCUACGUAGUCCUCGCGAUUCUGUUCCUCCCGUUCCUCCUCGUCGGCAUGCGCUGGUUCGGACUUGGACAGGCGAAGAACGAGAUUGGACCGCUCGGCAAGGCCGACAUCGAGAAGCUGCCGCAGCGAAUUUUUGUCGGCACUAAGCCGGAACUCACGGACCUCGAAGACGGAACUACUCCCAGCACUUCCUCACAGGCGCAAGCGCCGUCAACCACGCCGUCACCGUCGCGGCGCCCCAGGCAGAAGCAAUGGUGGCGUUUGUGGCGCUCGAAGAACUCGUCGACCAGCCAGAAGGUCGCGGGAGGCGACAACCGGCUCGAUGGCGACCACGUCUCUUUCCCGCCCGGUGUCGAGGGGAUCCUCCUUCCCGAGAGCCAAACUGCCUGUUCCAUCUGCCUCUGCGAGUACGAAGUGCCGCCGUCUCGCUCGGCCGCGGAAGCGUCGGAAUGGAAGGUCGAGGAGAACCUCCUGAGGCUCCUGCCGUGCGGCCAUGCGCUGCACUCGGAGUGCUUGGGCGAGUGGCUCGUGCCCGCUUUGCCAAAGGCCGGUCAACGAGCCAAAGUCGACGAAGGGAAGGAAGGCCGCGCGAUCUGCGUCGACGAGUUCCGGAACGCGCGAGACGGCUCCACCAAGCGGAGGGGUUGCAGGUGUAGGUGA